AUUGGCUGUUUGGGAGGAGACUGAGGUAAAGAAAGUGUGAAUGCGGCAGAAAAAGUGGAUUCUGAAAUUGGAGAAUAAUGUAUAAAAUGAGACAAAGGUGAGAUCAGCUGACUGAAGGAUUGCAGGUGUCUGGAUGAUAGCAAAGCCUGAGGACCCAAGCUCACAGGAAUACUGAAGUGAUGCUCCUUGAACAACCUGCUGGACUCUACAUCAGCUUUUGAGACUUAGCAACUGCUCCAGAGACGUGCCCCCUGUGUAAAACCCCAGGCUCCUGUACAAUGUACCAUUCCAGCUUUGUGCCACGGGAAUAUUACCCAGCCAUGAUCCCACCUUCUGCUUAUACCUACCCACCACUGCGGCCUGGGAGAGCAGAAGACACAUCCAGAUCUGUGAUGUUCCCUCCCAUCCACAUGCACAACUUCUACAGUCGACCCAUCACUUUUGUGGUGGACAGGAACAGCUACCCUGACUAUGCAGGAGGUCAGGUGGAGUAUCAUCAUCUCUAUAGUGCCUCCAGUCCCUAUAUCCAUCCAUACCACACCUGGCACUCCCCUCCCAUGGCCCCUGUCCCUCUCUACAGCCCCUAUGCAAGCUACCAUCACUAUGCUGCCUGCCAGAGGUCAGAUCAGUAUCGAGAUACGUGGCCAGAAGGCUUCACAAUGAGAGGGGAGCUUCAAUGGGGGAAGCUUGGAAAGGUAUUUGGGCCAAGGAAAGACCUCCCAGAAUUUGUGAAGGAUGAUCUCCGGCGGGUUUAUGGCACCUACCCCCGGACCAAUGUUUCCAUAUCCUAUCGGAAAGGAGAGUUCUUGGUUAAGGGAGACCCCAAGACAGAAGAUCAGGAAUAUGCAGUGGAGAAGAAGGUCAUCCAGCAGGCUGUGACCCCCAGUGCCAGUGAGGCAGAUGACAGCAGCGAGGACCGGAACCAUAAGAAGAAAAAGAAACUGAGACAUUGAGGGAGUCAGACACCCAAUGGACUGAUGCUCCAGUACCCUCAUGGGAGCCAGUUGGCAGCUGGUUUUGGUGUGGUUGGCAAGUAACACAAGCAAUGGAUGCCACCAUUAUUGCUGAUUUCUUUUAAUUGCUCCCCAUCAACCACAACCUUAUGGCAGAUUUACCCUAACUGAUGCAUAAUACCCACCCUGUGAAGAACCCACAUGACACUGGACUGUUGGGUCAGCUCAUUGGCCCUGGUUUUAAAAUGAGCAUUUGAUUUCCACUGGUUUGGUUGACUGGUCACAGCCUGGUGGGGGAUCUCCAAACUGCAGCUCUUGAUCAGAGAAGAAGGGCCUCUUCCUCCUACCUUGUCCAGGGGAACGGCCUGUAAGCUGGUUUUCUCCCUGGGGCGAUAAAAGCUGAAUUUCCUUCAGGCUGAGGGCAGUGCAGGUCCCAGAGGACACAGGAGUUCUUGAACACUCUGAAGAACAAAUAUCUGCAUGUCUUGUCACUGGUGUUUAUGACCAUAUCAUUGUGCUUUAUCACCACAUGGGGCCUGUUUGCAGCACUUCCCUACACUCUGGUGUCCCCAUCCUCUUACACUUGAUAGUGUGGUGCUCAUUUCUCCUGGCCACAUGUCCUUAUUGAAACUGCUGUUGAGGCCCUGCUCUGGGUCUGACUUGGCUCUGGUUGGAGGUGCUGGCUCUCCAAUGAGGUUGCUGGAGUUGUGUGAAUCACAGCACUUCCAUGGCUUGGUGGUUGUACUGGAAGAGCUGUGCUGGAAGUCUGGAGGGCUCUGAGGGGCUGGGUCUGACUUACUUGCAAAUUUCUAAAAACUUCUACCUUUUAAAUGACUAUGAACAAUAAAAAAACACCAAAUGCAAA
Messenger RNA from Zonotrichia albicollis (white-throated sparrow), 1818 nucleotides. NCBI's taxonomy places the organism in Eukaryota, Metazoa, Chordata, Aves, Passeriformes, Passerellidae. The record is from RefSeq and is a predicted model, not a curated record.